Raphanus sativus (radish) is the source of this 1104-nucleotide messenger RNA. Its product is annotated as strigolactone esterase D14. The coding region runs from base 56 to 859 and encodes 267 amino acids. The transcript has a single exon. NCBI's taxonomy places the organism in Eukaryota, Viridiplantae, Streptophyta, Magnoliopsida, Brassicales, Brassicaceae. The record is from RefSeq and is a predicted model, not a curated record.
UUUAUAUAAACAGUACCUCCCUUUCUUUCUCCACCAUUCAAACAAAACCCAAAAAAUGAGCCAACACAACAUCCUCGAAGCUCUUAACGUCCGGGUCGUGGGCACGGGCGACCGGAUCCUAGUCCUAGCCCACGGGUUCGGCACAGACCAAUCCGCCUGGCACCUGAUCCUCCCUUACUUCACUCAAACCUACAGAGUCGUCCUCUACGACCUAGUCUGCGCCGGCAGCGUCAACCCCGACUACUUCGACUUCAACCGCUACACCACCCUCGACCCCUACGUCGACGACCUCCUCAGCAUCAUCGACUCCCUCGGGAUCCAGACCUGCGCCUACGUUGGCCACUCCGUCUCCGCCAUGAUCGGGAUCAUCGCCUCGAUCCGCCGCCCGGAGCUUUUCUCGAAGCUCAUCCUCAUCGGAGCCUCUCCUCGGUUCCUCAACGACGAGGACUACCACGGCGGGUUCGAGGAAGGCGAGAUCGAGAAGGUGUUCUCGGCCAUGGAGGCUAACUACGAGGCAUGGGUCCAGGGAUACGCUCCUUUAGCCGUCGGGGCGGACGUCCCCGAGGCGGUUAGAGAGUUUAGCCGGACGCUGUUCAACAUGCGUCCGGAUAUCUCUCUGUUCGUGUCGAGGACGGUGUUCAAUAGUGAUCUCAGAGGCGUUCUUGGGUUGGUGAGAGUGCCUUCUUGCGUGAUUCAGACGGCGAAGGACGUCUCGGUUCCGGCUUCGGUGGCGGAGUAUCUACGUGCUCAUCUCGGUGGGGAUACGACGGUGGAGACGUUGAAAACCGAGGGGCAUUUGCCGCAUCUCAGUGCUCCGGCGCAGCUUGCUCAGUUUCUCCGGCGUGCACUUCCUCGGUGACUUUUUGUUUUUUUUUUCUUUUAAUAGUAAAAGAUAAUUUGAAGAAUAUGGUUUUGUGGGGUCCACGUGGGUAACGGAGGGCCUCUAUUGGUGGAGGACAGUAUGGUAUCGUCAAAUCUAGAGAUAAGAUUGUUCACUUGACACGUGUUGAACGCAUCAUUGCUUUACUUUUUUGAGUGUUUUGAAUUUUGAUUAGUUAGUUAAUCACGAGUUUAAAUAUAAUAAUACCGCUAAUUGUUAGUGGA